CUUAUGAGAUAUAACGGACAUGAGAGUAUUCUAACGUGUUUAUAUAAAUUAUUUAAUAUAUAAUUGAAAAUUGAAAAACUCAUAAAGCAACAUGUUUUUUAUACUGAAGUUGGUGUUAAUAAUCUUACUAAAUGAAACAUACGCGUAUAUCACGCAAAAUACCGAAACAACAUUGCUGCCAGCAUGGUAUCCGACAGACGCAAAAAAGAUACCAUUAUCUCUAAAAGUUUUCGGACAAUUGAUUCAACUAAACUUGCAUAGAAACGAUCGGAUUGUAUCGCCUGAGUAUGAAGUAUUAAAAUAUCAUAUAAAAGACAAAUUGUCGCAGUUGAAAGCAUCGGAUCCUUGUUUAUAUAUUCACAAGGAUCAUGUCAGUUCAGCGAUCAUCAACUUUUGCAACGAACAUGGAUUGGAAGGACUCGUUUUUCUGAAAAACGACAACUUUGAGAUUAGACCUUUGCGGAACGACCUUGCGUCUUUGUCAUUACUUGACGACAUUUGCGUUCAAGAACAAAUUAAUUUUUCAUUCGGAAAACCUCACCUUAUCAAAAGACUGCAAUAUUUUGCUAAUUCAAAUCUUUAUCAUUUCGACAAUUUCAAGCCGAAGCGACGUUACGUGCGAAAUACACAACCAAAAUUAAUCUUAGAACUGGCCGUUUUUCUCGACGAAUCAGCAACUGAUAAAAACAACAAUUUUUUAUAUUAUAAUGAUGAAAAGUUACGCGAUCUGAUAUUUGCAUACGUGAAUCAAAUCCAAAUGUUGUUCCGUCAUCCGAGUUUUGGUGAUCCCAUCGAUAUUUGGUUGGUACAUUUAGAAAUUAUGAAAGAACAACCGAAAGAUUUGCCAGUUUAUGACUUCAACGAAAGAGAAGUAUUCAGCGGUGCGGAAAUACUUAACUCGUUCUGCAGAUAUUCGACUAAUAGUCUUUUUAAAAAACAUCAUUGGGAUCUUGCUCUUUACUUAACCGGAUUAAAUUUUCAUAAGCACAGACAUGGUAAUGAGAUGGUUUCGGGACUUACCUUUCCAGGGGUGAACUUGUGCAACCACUGGCAUUUUUGCGCGGUAGCAAAAUUCGGUGCUAUGCCUAGAACCACAAAUUCUGGCUUCGCAUUAUCAGCCCGCAUUGCUGCUCAUGAAAUUGGUCACAUUUUUGGAAUGGAACACGAUGAAGAUCCUAAUGGUGGGAAAUGUGAUAAGGACAAAUACGUGAUGGGCUUUAACCCGAUAAGACGAGGUCAAAUAACAUGGUCCAAUUGUAGUCGUAACAUAAUUGAAAAGAAAGAUGUCGACAAAUGGUGUCUUGAACAACAGAAUAGAUCAAAAUAUCUCGAUGACGCAUAUGCAUUCUACCAUUUGCAUUAUCACGAUUUACCCGGAAGAGAAUGGACAGCCAAAGCGCAAUGCGAAUUAUAUUUUCGUGACCAUGAUGCGAACGUCGUAACGUUGCAUGAUAUAUGUGAUACCUUAGAAUGCGAGACGCCAGAUCCUCAUUUAACGUCCCACGAUAAAACAUCGCACAUUCGCAUCGGACCGGCGUUGGAAGGAACUUAUUGCGCACUCGGGAAAGAAUGUCGCGGUGGAAAAUGCGUGCCCGUUCAAGAACCGCCAUAUAUUUUUAAUUAUUAUAGAAAGGAUAAAUGGAGUAAAUGGAAAGUAGGCCCCUGUGAAAGCAGUUGCAUCGAGAAAUCUAAAGGCGUACGAAUCAGACGACGAUUUUGCGAACACCGGAAUAUAAGAACGGCGAAUUGCAAAGGACCGUAUUACGAUGUUGUUAUGUGCAAUGAAUUCAGCUGUAAUGACUUCAAACGCAAAACAAUCUCUCAGUUUGCUCAGUUAAUAUGCAACGCAUUCAGGUCCGCACUGCAAAAGCACAAUCAUCCAAUCCAACUGGAAAAUAACAUAGGAUCCUUAUGGAGGCAGCGGUUUCAUAAUGUCGAGAAACCGUGGAUAGCCUGCACUAUAUUCUGCCUACUAAAGAAUACAAGUAUUUAUUACCCAAUACGUGAAAUAAUGUUCGAAUUCGAUCAGUAUCCAUAUAUUUCGUUCCCAUACUUUCCCGAUGGAACGUGAUGUCACAAAGAUAAAGAUGGUCAGGAUUAUUACUGCCGCCAGCAUUAUUGUCUGCCGGAAAACUACUCAUUUGAAGAACAAUAUCCGAGAGAUUAUCGACCUGUGUGAAGAAGGAUCCAAAGAAAUUACGAAACGCACGUUACUUAAUUUUACAAUCGUUAUUUGCUUACCUAGAGUCGAACGAAUUGUCCUUGUUAACUUCUGUUUUGUGUAUUGUCCAUUCUUUACUCACAAUGAGAAACGCAAGACGAUCGACGAGUUCAUUCCAUGAAAUGCGACUUUUUCAGUCUUAAUGCGCCGUAAUUGGACGCUUCAGCGAUGGAAGUGCAAAUAGUUCACGAUACUGACAUGCCAUGAAUGACGUUCACCAUAUUCUGUCGACGAAAAGACGUCGUUACUUAUUACGCCCCACGAAAUAGAUCGAUUUAAUUCAUCCCGUAUUUUUCGGAUGGAACAUUGAAGAAAAGAUUAUUACUACCCUAAGCAUUAUUGUUUCUCGAUUUACCGAUUUAGAAAAAAAUUUUCAACAAAUUAUCAAUGCGCAAACAAAGAUGUGAAGAAAUUGGGACCACAAAACGCACGUAAUCAGUCCAGAAUCGUCCGUCCAGUUUGUUACUUCAUGUACCAAUCGUCUGAUUCUGACGAAUUAUCCUUCUUAACUUCUGUUUUACGUAGCAUCAAUUAUACUACAAAAUACAAUUAAUUAUAAUUAUUAAGAAAGUAUAAAAAUGUUUUUACAUAAUUUUCA
Linepithema humile (Argentine ant) is the source of this 2819-nucleotide messenger RNA. RefSeq names its product A disintegrin and metalloproteinase with thrombospondin motifs 7-like. Gene Ontology annotation, molecular function: metalloendopeptidase activity. The record is from RefSeq and is a predicted model, not a curated record. Gene Ontology annotation, biological process: proteolysis; extracellular matrix organization. Gene Ontology annotation, cellular component: extracellular matrix. Lineage: Eukaryota; Metazoa; Arthropoda; Insecta; Hymenoptera; Formicidae.